AUGGUUUCUUGUUCUCGUUGUGCCAAGAAGCAGUUGCCUUGCAAGCUGUCUUCUUUGAAUCAAAAGUGCGCGAACUGUGUUCGUGCCAAUUGUGCGUUGUGCGAACCGGAGAGUCAACCUUUGCCGGAUUUUUCGAAAAUUGAUAAGGAGAUGUCUCGUCUGGAGAAGAUGGAGGACGAGGAAGAGGCUCGUCUCCGGGUUGAAGAGGAUAUGGCCGAGGCGGCCUUGUUGCGUGCGCGGCAAGCGCGAGAGAAGUUAUCGCGUCUUAGGAAGCAAAAGAAAUUGCUUCGUCGCAGGGAACAGGAGUUGUUUGACCGGGGUCUUUCAACAGCGGAAGAGCUGGAGGCUCUGGAGCAGUUGGAAGAGUUCAACUCUAAGUUGUCGUCGGCUAACGUCGAAGCUCCUUUGGGCGCUGCUGUUGUGGACUGGUCCUUCCUUUGGAACAUUGGUGAUACUGGGCCAAGUGCUGGCGGCAGUUCGUAA
This is a messenger RNA of Exserohilum turcica Et28A, 483 nucleotides long. RefSeq lists its product as uncharacterized. The coding region runs from base 1 to 483 and encodes 160 amino acids. Lineage: Eukaryota; Fungi; Ascomycota; Dothideomycetes; Pleosporales; Pleosporaceae. The record is from RefSeq and is a predicted model, not a curated record. The transcript has a single exon.